AUGACCCAAGACGCCAUGGUUCACGACGAGGCCGAGCCUGGCCGUGCUCCAAUGCGACAAGGAUCCCCACCCUCGCCGGCCGCACUGAAGCUGGCCCUGCACCACUUGGGGGAUCCUCUGUCGGAGCCCGGUGUCCCGGAAUUCGGCCUCGCCGGCGAUCUGUCCCUCGAGGAGCGCCAGCUGUCCGAUGGCAAUGCCGUGGCCGCCACCCUGCGCAACCUGCCGGCCGUCAACGUCGACCAGUACUACGGCCACCAGGCCGGUCUUAGCACCGGAACGGCUCCGUCCGACACUGGGGCAGCCAAGUUCGCUCCCUUCCGCUCGCCCCUCGGCCCGGGCCUGGCCCACCACACGCGACCUCUGCAACAUCAUGCCUCGACACAACAGCAACAGCAGCAGCAGCAGCAGCAGCAGCAGCAGCAGCAGCAGCAGCCACAGACCCUGGCGCCGGCCCACACUGGCGGCCCGCAGGUGGUGAUGAUCGCCCCGCAACCCGGGCCCCAGGCACCCCACCCCCACUACUACCAUCCCCACCCGGGGGACAGCCGGACCAGUGGGCCCGGGUCGGCGCUUGCCUCCUCCGCCGGGUCGCGCGCAUGCUCGCCCUCGCCCUUUUCGCUGAUUGCCUCUCUCGGGUCCUCUCAGCGGGGCUCUGGCUGUGCAUCGCCGCACCUGCUGAUGUCCUCCUCGUGCCCGGCCUCGCCGGGGUCCGGGCACGGGACCACCUGCAGCGCUUCGGCCAGUGGCGAGCUCAGGCCCGGCUCCUCGGGGACAAGUGGUCACCACGCUGCCCACCACCACCACCACCACCUCCACCACCACCAUCACCAACAGCCGCAGCAGCAGCAGCAGCAGCAGCAGCAGCAACACAUGGCUGGCGGCUCGCGGACCCCCGGCUCGCGGACCGGCUACAUGAUCAUCGGGUCCGGGUCCAACCACAAGGCCGUCCUGACGCAGGAGGACCCGGAUCCGCCGCUGGCGCACCACCACUCGCACCCGCAGCUCCGCUACCACCCGCUGAAUUCCAUGCAAUACCAUGCGCUGGAGUUCCUGAUGGAUCUGUCCUCCUCGGCCGAGGCCAGUGGCUCGGCCUCCGACACCGGGACCCCGUCGGUGGGCGCCGGGGCUGCUCGGUCGGCCUUCCAUCGCCAGCAACAGCAGCAGCUGGCCCUGCUGCAGCAGCAGCAUGAGCAUCGCCAGGCGGUCGCCGCGGCCCUGGGCCACGAGCUGGCACCCAAUCACUCAGCGGCCGUGAUGGCGGCGGCCGCUGCCGCGGCUGCCGGCGGCUCGGCCGAUUCACCUUGCGAGCACCCGCGCUGUGCGCGCAACCCGGCGGCCACCUCGGCCCAGCAAAUGUGCGGCGCCUGCCUGAUGGCCUCGGUGUCGGUCCUGUCCUCGGGCCCGGGGUCCAGCCAGUCGGCCAGCACCCCGGCUUCUACGGCAUGGAUCCUCGUGCAUUCGCUGGCCUCGUCGCUCAAUGCCUCGAGCGCCGCCUCGCCGGGGACCCAUUCGCCGCCGGAGGGCGGGCCUGUCGCCGAGGCGGCCCUCCUCCUGCAUGAGGCUGUGGCGGCCAGCACCCCGGCCCUGGGCCUGCGCACCGCCUUCCCCGGCGUGGGGGGCAACGGGCUCUCCGGCACGGCCGGCCCCUCGGGCACCCUGGGCCUCGACCUGUCGGGCUUCGAUUCGCAGCCGAUCACCCCGAUGGACGAAGGGGCGGAUCCCCCCGCCGUGAUGCUGGACUCGCCGGCGGCUGGCAGCCCGACACGCCUGGCCGUGGAUUCGGCCCCGGGCGCGGGCUCGGCCCCGGUGGACGAGGCCGACCCGCCAAGCGUGGCCACACUGCCGGUGUCGACCUCGGCCCCGGGCUCGGGCCCAGCGGCCCAGUCGCCCUUGUCGCCGGAUCUCUCCGCCGGGGCCCUGGCCGAUGGGAGCGCCUCGGCCAGUGCCGGCUCCCAAGAUAGUCUUGCCGGGGGGGCGGCCGCCGCCGCCGCCGCUGCCGUCGUGGUGGUGGAGGGCGUUGGCGCUGGCACCGGCGCCGACGGCGGCAAUGGUACCUCCGGUGCAGGUGCGGUCGGUCGGCCGGCAUCGCCCUCGCCGCCGGGGUCGCCCCCGGCAUCGCCGGCGUCCCCGGGAUCGCCCUUCUGGCCGGUGACCAGCGCCGAGUCGGCGCUCGGAUCCAGCCCGGAGCCCAUGACCCCGGCCGCGUCACCGGUGUCGCCCUUCUAUUCGCUGCCGCCGCCCAUGACCCCGGACAGCCAGUCCUUCUGCUCGUCCUACAAUACCUCGCCCCUGCACCUGGCCAUCGAUGCCGGUGGUUCCUCCGGCGGCGGUGCCGGCGGCGAGUAUUGGUUCGUCGGGGUCCGGCCGCAGGGUGACGCCGAUGGCCUGGGCCAUGUGUCGAAGAUCGGCUCGUCUCCGGGCGGCCGGGGCUCUUCGGCCGGGGGUGGCAUGCGGCGCUCCCGGUCCUGGGACGCGCUGCACGAUGCGCGCCUCCUGGGCAGCGGCACGGCCAAUGGGCCGGGCUCCGGGGCUGGUGGUCUGGCCGAGCCCCCGGGGCACCGGCACCACCGGGGCGUCGCGGCCACCGGCCCCGGGCCCAGUGGCUCCAUGUCCUGGGCCCCUUCCCCCUCGGGCUGGUCCUCGCGGCUGUACUACAUCGUGGAGGAUCCGGAGUCGCCUCCGGGGUCGGGGGCGGUGCCUGGCGGCCGGCCGCCCCUGGCCAUGUCUCUCGGGCCGGCCGGCAGCGGCGCCGGUGGGGCCUCUCAGCAGCAGAUUGCCGGCGGCCCGGGCGCGCGCCCUGGUGGCGGCUCCCUGUCGCCAUUGCUGCCGGCCAGCGGCGCGGCCGAAUUGGCUCCUGCCACGGGCGCCGGCUCCGGGGCUGGUGGCGCUUCGUCCAUCCCCGGUGGCAAUCCCCCGGGGGCCGCCGGGGGCAAUGGCAUUGGCUCGGCCCCCAAGCGCCGGCUUCGCUUGACCCCGGGGGGGCCGCCGUCCUCCGGCACCAUUGUCCUGCCCGGGACCAAGAAGCGCUCCGAGGCCCCGGGGCUGGAGUCCGGCCGUGUGCGUAGUGCCCCGCGUCCGGGCGACAGCUUCUCCGUCAUGGCGGCCGCCGGCUUCAUGGCCGGUUACCAGCCGCGUGGCUCCGGGGCCGGCGGGGCGCCGGGUGCUGGCAGCUGGACGCCGCCCUCGGCAGCCGGGGCUUGCCCGUUGCCGACCGCCGGCCCGGGCGCCUCAUCGGCAUCGGCCCCGGCGUCGGCUGUGGCCUCGCCGCGGAUCACCGUGUCGGACAUGCUCCGGUCUGGGACGCCGACGGUGGCCACCGCCGGGGGGGCGUGCCCGACGGCCGGGGCCAGCCCGGCCCUUGGCCCCGGCAUCAGCGGCUUCGGGGGGGUGUUCACGGCGGCCGCCGUGGCGGCGGCCGCCGCCGCCAGCACCCCAUCCGUCAUGUCGUCCCCCUCUUCGGCUUCGCCGGCACCCGGCACCGGCACCGGCGCCGGUAGCAACAGCAACAGCAACGGCGGCAGUGGCGGCGGAGGCGGGGGCGCCCUCUCGACGUUGGAUCGCAUCACGCAAGCCCUGCGCAACAGUUCGGCUGCCCUGCAUGCGGCGAGUGGCUCGCCGGUCGCCGGCCAGGACCGCCACCGGCCCGGGAGCGUCCUCUACUGGCAAGCGGUGCAGGCCGGCGCCGCGCCGCCCAUCUCCCCUUCACAUUCGCCCGGGGCUGCAGCUGCCGCGGCCGCGGCCGCGGCCGCGGCUGCCGCCGCUGCUGCUACUGCUGCCGGCUCCAGCAGCGGCAAUGUCGGUGGCGCGGCCAGCAACCCCCCAGGUGCUGGCACCGGUGCCGGCACCCCGGGCGCGGCGCUGCCCUGGAUGCAGACCAUGAAUGCGCUUCCCUACCGGCGGGACUUCAGUACGUUCGGCUUUUCCAAUGCCUUCGGAAACCCGGUGAUGCUUUCAGCCGGGUAUACCCCCUCCUCGAGACGGACCUUUUCGGCCCUGCCGUGGCUGGCAUCCAAUGCGGCCGGGACCGUACCACCCGGGCAGCAGUCAGCCGGUGGUGGUGGUGGUGGUGGUGGUGGUGGCCGACCGGUGACGGCUGCGGCCGGGGCCACCGCGAUGGCGCCCGGGCGCGGGGAUCGCCCCCCCGGGGGGGCGGCCGAGCCGGACUCGGUGCCGGUGGCUAUGGCCGCCGUGGCUGCGGCCGCAGUCACUGCGUCCUAUGCCGCGGCGGAGCAGCGCCGUCCUCUGGCCGAGGCCCGGCGUGCCCCGGCCCCGGCUCCGGCAACUCCCCAGCCAUCGGCCACCACCACCGGGGCCGAUUGA
Messenger RNA from Fonticula alba, 4320 nucleotides. RefSeq lists its product as hypothetical. Lineage: Eukaryota; Rotosphaerida; Fonticulaceae. The coding region runs from base 1 to 4320 and encodes 1439 amino acids. The transcript has a single exon. The record is from RefSeq and is a predicted model, not a curated record.